AUGAAAUCUGGCCAGGUUUAUAUUUGGACCCCUGCUGACAGGAGUACAGAAACAGCGAGGAUACAAACCGCAAUUCUAGUUGUUGUGGUAGCACUAGAAGAUACUACAACCUCCUGCUCCAAGAUCCAGAAGAUUCUGGAUGCCAAAAACAUCCGUAUAGCCAAUGAUGACGUAGUACAUGCGGCACUUGGAGUCAAGUCCAUCGAUGUGUCUCCCCUGACAAUCACCAAGGAUAAUUCUUCAACCGUACAAGUUCUCCUUGACCAGAGUCUUGUGGAUACUCCCAAAGUUGCUAUCCAUCCUUCGGGAUCAGACACUACUUCUUUUGUCUCUGGUACUCAUCUUAAGAGCUAUCUCGAAGAAACUGGCGUGAAACUUACUAUACACACCUUUAACACAGUCACCAACGAACGCCGGAACGAGGAAAACCCGAAAGCAGACCGCCAAAAGACCCCCACCAAAUCGGCCAAGCCUGCCAGCGCCAGAAUUCCAGAUGCCGAACUCAUUGGGAUCACAACCCAGAAAGACAUCGAUUUCCCUAAUUGGUAUCAGCAGGUUCUUACUAAGGGUGAUAUGUUAGAAUAUUACGACAUUUCUGGAUGCUAUAUUUUGAAGGCUUCCAUGGUCAUACGGUAUCUGGGAGAAAGUCCAAGCCUGAUAACUGCUAUUUUCCCAUGUUCGUCUCUGGAAAGGUCCUUGAGCGUGAGAAGGACCAUGUUGAUGGCUUCGCCCCUGAGGUUGCUUGGGUCACCCGAGCCGGCCAGAAUGAGCUUGAAGAGCACAUCGCCAUCCGUCCAACCUCUGAAACUGUCAUGUACCCCUACUACGCAAAAUGGAUCCGCAGUCACCGUGAUCUCCCCCUCAAGCUAAACCAGUGGAACUCCGUUGUCCGCUGGGAGUUCAAGCACCCUCAGCCUUUCCUCCGUGCCCGCGAAUUCUUGUGGCAAGAGGGUCACACAGCUCAUAUCACCCAGAAAAGCGCUGAAGAAGAGGUCCUUCAAAUUCUCGAGUGGUACGCAAGCAUCUA
Messenger RNA from Tuber melanosporum (Perigord truffle), 1027 nucleotides. RefSeq lists its product as uncharacterized. The record is from RefSeq and is a predicted model, not a curated record. Bases 1 to 870 code for a protein of 289 amino acids. NCBI's taxonomy places the organism in Eukaryota, Fungi, Ascomycota, Pezizomycetes, Pezizales, Tuberaceae. Gene Ontology annotation, cellular component: aminoacyl-tRNA synthetase multienzyme complex; cytoplasm. The transcript has 5 exons. Gene Ontology annotation, biological process: prolyl-tRNA aminoacylation. Gene Ontology annotation, molecular function: ATP binding; proline-tRNA ligase activity; aminoacyl-tRNA deacylase activity.